AUGGCUAGAGUCUGCGUCCCAUGGAGUUUCUCUUUCUCAUACCAAAACGGCGAAGCUCUUUCCCCAAUUCGCAGGCGACAUCCAACCGUCGUCUCCUUCGCUCUUCCAAAAUCCUCCACUAUGAUCGUCGACGACAAUCUCGGCAAAUUCCUCCAGAUUCUUCCCGGAGAUCUGCGUCACCGUCUCCUGAACGAUUCCCGCAAAAACCAGCUCGUAGAGGUGAUAAUGGACUUGGGGAGACCACCUGAAGCACGGUAUCUCGGAGAACCCGGUGGCCAGUAUCUUAGGAACAUAGAGGUAUCCAUGGAAGAGCUUGAGGAUGCUCAAGAGCUGGUAGGUGAAUUUGGGGAUGAUAAUAGAGCUGGAAUAGAGGGUACUUUGCACAGGAUUUCAGCCAUUCGUAAUAGGAAAGGCUUUGUUGUCGGUUUAACUUGCCGGGUUGGGAGAUCUGUGAGUGGUCAUAUUGACAUGCUCUAUGACCUCCUUCACUAUGGGAAAAGCAUAUUGUUUGUUGGACGGCCCGGUGUUGGAAAGACCACUGUAUUGCGAGAGAUUGCUCGUGUCUUGUCAAACGAGUUCCAGAAAAGAGUGGUGAUAGUUGAUACAAGCAACGAAAUCGGAGGAGAUGGCAAUAUUCCCCACUCAGCUAUUGGAGGUGCGCGCAGAAUGCAAGUACCGAAGCCAUCUUUGCAGCAUAAAGUGAUGAUUGAGGCAGUAGAGAACCAUAUGCCUCAAGUGAUCAUUGUUGAUGAGAUUGGCACAGAAGCUGAAGCGCUUGCCUGUCGUACGAUUGCUGAAAGGGGAGUGAUGCUAAUCGCCACUGCUCAUGGAGAGCAGCUCCAGAACAUCAUAAAGAAUCCUACUCUUUCGGACUUGAUUGGGGGAAUUGAAACUGUCACAAUUGGAGACGAAGAAGCAAGGGCAAGAAGGAGCCAAAAGAGCAUUCUCGAGAGAAAAGCUCCACCAACUUUUUAUUUCUUGAUCGAGAUGAGAAAGAGAGAUUAUUGGAUUGCACAUCAGACUGAAAAGAGUGUUGAUAUGCUGCUUCGCGGAAGGAAUCCCGUGGUUGAGGUGAGGAAAAGGGAUGAGGAGUUGAAGGUAGUGAUCGAAAGAUGGAAGUUAUACGACGGACAAGGCAUCUAA
Arabis nemorensis is the source of this 1143-nucleotide messenger RNA. The record is from the annotation of a GenBank genome assembly. NCBI's taxonomy places the organism in Eukaryota, Viridiplantae, Streptophyta, Magnoliopsida, Brassicales, Brassicaceae.